Messenger RNA from Lacerta agilis (Sand lizard), 3145 nucleotides. It is a transcript of the gene LARGE2, whose product is annotated as LARGE xylosyl- and glucuronyltransferase 2. The record is from RefSeq and is a predicted model, not a curated record. Gene Ontology annotation, biological process: protein O-linked glycosylation via mannose. Bases 277 to 2517 code for a protein of 746 amino acids. Lineage: Eukaryota; Metazoa; Chordata; Lepidosauria; Squamata; Lacertidae. Gene Ontology annotation, molecular function: xylosyltransferase activity; glucuronosyltransferase activity. The transcript is spliced from 16 exons.
CAGCUCAGCGCGGGCAGGUGCUUGGCGCUCCCUUGUCAGGACAGGCUGCCUUGUCUGCGCCUUGCAGGUGCUCUUGAACAAUGGACAUUGAUUCUUCAUCUGGAGCUAAUUUAUCCUGGUGACACUGGGACCAUGUCUACUCUCCACUAUCUGUAGAUGGACAAGAACCCUCGCAGCAGUUCAUCCACUUUGUUGGUCUCCUUUGCACCCCAGCCACCAUGGUGGGUAUUGUCAAGGGUGUAGGAUGCUGGCUCCGGUGUGGCUAGGCCUGCCCACAUGACCUUUGCCACCAUCAUGCUGUGCCCCUGGCGUGGGAAGCUGAAGCUGCUGCUUGCCACAGUGACCCUGGUCUUCCUAAUCUCAUGGCUCUACCUCUUUAUGGGUAAUCUGGAGUAUGGAUGCUCCUUCCUGCUCCCGCCUUGCUUUGGGGAACAGUCAAGCCGAUACCUUAACCACGAGGCCUUGGUGUCCCAAGUACAGAAAGUGGAAGAGGAAAACCAGCUGUUGAGGCUGCAACUCAGCCAGUCUCAGAUGCAGGACGAGGCUGUGGAUGGGACGGACAGCAGCCAGCAGGGAGCGCAGUUCAUAGAGGACCAGGAUGGAAGGGACAACCGCACUGGCUGCCUCAAGCAGAGAAUGGUUCAGAAGUGCGAGCUUCUCCAUGUUGCAAUUGUCUGUGCUGGAUACAAUGCAAGUCGGGACGUCGUUACCCUGGUGAAAUCCAUCCUCUUCCACAGGAAGAACCCUCUUCACUUUCAUCUAAUCACUGACUCUGUGGCCCAAAAGAUCCUGCAGAUGCUGUUCGAGUCCUGGAUGGUGCCCUCUGUUCAUGUUAGCUUCUACAAUGCUGAUGACCUGAAGCCGGACAUCUCUUGGAUCCCCAACAAGCACUACUCUGGAAUCUAUGGGCUGAUGAAAUUGACGCUCACAAAGGCUCUCCCCUCGGAUCUCUCCAAGGUCAUUGUCCUGGACACAGACAUCACCUUUGCCACUGACAUUGCUGAACUGUGGGCCAUCUUUGGGAAGUUCUCGGACAAACAGGUGAUUGGGCUGGUGGAAAACCAAAGUGACUGGUACCUAGGGAAUCUCUGGAAGAACCAUAAACCAUGGCCAGCACUGGGGCGUGGCUUCAACACAGGAGUGAUCCUCCUGCUGCUGGAGCGCCUACGUCGAAUUGGCUGGGAGCAGAUGUGGCGCCUGACAGCCGAGCGGGAGCUCAUGAGCAUGCUGUCCACCUCGCUGGCCGACCAGGACAUUUUUAAUGCAGUGAUCAAACAGAGCCCAACGCUGGUAUACCAACUCCCUUGCUUCUGGAACGUGCAGCUCUCUGAUCACACCCGCGCAGAGCAGUGCUACACAGAGGUGUCUGAUCUUAAGGUGAUCCACUGGAACUCUCCCAAGAAGCUGCGGGUGAAGAAUAAGCAUGUGGAGUUCUUUCGGAACCUCUACCUGACCUUCCUCGAGUAUGAUGGCAACCUGCUGCGCAGGGAGCUUUUUGGCUGUGCCAGCCUCCCCAGCUUGCCCAGUGGCCAGCUCCAGCAGGCCCUAGAGGAGCUGGAUGAAGACGAUCCUUGCUAUGAUUUUCGGAGGCAGAGCCUUAUUCAGCACCGGGUGCAUCUCUUCUUCCUGCAGUACGAUUUCCCAAUCUUGGCUGAUGCAAUUGAUGUCACUCUUGUAGCUCAGCUCUCCAUGGACAGGUUACAGAUGCUGGAGGCCAUAUGCAAACACUGGACAGGCCCCAUUAGUCUGGCGUUGUAUAUGUCAGAUGCAGAGGCCCAGCAAUUCCUGCGCUAUGCCCAGGCCUCGGAAGUGCUGAGUAACCGCAGGAAUGUUGCCUAUCACAUUGUGUACAAGGAAGGGCAGUUUUACCCGGUCAACUUCUUGCGCAACGUAGCAUUGAAGAAUGCACAGACAUCUUAUGUUUUCCUGACGGACAUUGACUUCCUGCCUAUGUAUGGCCUCUAUGAUUAUCUCAGGACCUCCAUUUUGCAGCUUGAGCUGCCCCAAAGGAAGGCAGCCCUCAUUGUGCCUGCAUUUGAGACUCUGCAUUACCGCCUCACCUUUCCCAAAUCCAAAGCGGAGCUGCUCUCCAUGCUGGACAUGGGCUCCCUCUAUACCUUCAGGUACCAUGUGUGGCCUCAGGGCCAUGCCCCAACGGACUAUGCCAAGUGGCGGACAGCCACGGUGCCCUAUCGCGUGGAGUGGCAGCUGCAUUUUGAGCCUUACGUUGUAGUGAGGCGCGACUGCCCCCUGUACGACCAGAGAUUUGUCGGUUUCGGCUGGAACAAGGUGUCUCACAUCAUGGAGCUUGACGCCCAGGAGAAUGAGCUGCUGGUCUUGCCCAAUGCCUUCAUGAUCCAUAUGCCUCACGCACCCAGUUUUGACAUCUCCAAGUUCCGCCUGAGCUCCACUUACCGCGACUGCCUGGAGACCCUGCGAGAGGAGUUCCACCAGGACCUGUCGCGCAAGUAUGGCGCCGCUGCACUCAAAUACCUCACUGCUGAGAGAAGCCUGUGAACGGCAAGACGCACACCAAAGGACAAUCUGUGCAAGGCAACUCAUGCCCUGCAGAGGAGGGACAGUGGACCACGCUCAUGUCCUGGAGCAGUUCAGACCUAUAGCAGAGCCACCCUCCCAAUGGUAGCCGGGUGCUAUACACUUUGUCUAAGUUGUGGGUACAAUUGUAGCCGGGUGGGGUGGGGCAGGUGGCAUAUCAUUCAGGGCUAUGGAGCCAAUCUAAAUCAGGCAAGUUACAUACAUUUGGGUUCAUCUGUUUCCAAAUUGGGGGGAGGGGGAAGCAUGGGAAUGAAGAGGAGGGAAGGUGUGCUCCUGACCUGACAUCCUGGAGAGCCACUUCCUGUUGGUGUAGACAGUAAUGAGGACAGACUAGAGGCCUGACUAUAAGGCAACUUCCUCUGUUGCUGUUUUGAAGGUGGGCCUUUCCCACCACAUGAGCCUGAUGCCUUAAUACAGCUACAGUCACCUGUUUCCUGUGGUAGAAAGGUAGACUGGAUGUGGAAACUGAGACUUCUACUGAUGUGUUGUGUAGCCCCAUCUUAUUUCCAGCUCUUUCAUUUGUCCCCUCUAAGCCAAAACCGAAAUACGACAAUUAUGACUAAAUCAUAUAAAGUGAGCAUCUAGAAAA